Messenger RNA from Fonticula alba, 5646 nucleotides. RefSeq lists its product as hypothetical. The transcript has 3 exons. Lineage: Eukaryota; Rotosphaerida; Fonticulaceae. Gene Ontology annotation, molecular function: nucleic acid binding. Gene Ontology annotation, biological process: DNA integration. The record is from RefSeq and is a predicted model, not a curated record. The coding region runs from base 1 to 5646 and encodes 1881 amino acids.
AUGAGCGACUUGCCGGAUGGCGGCGCCCCGCCGGCCGGCGCCGGCCCGGCCCCGGGGCAGCUCCAUGCCAGCGAGAACAUGGUCAUCCAGAUCGCCGGGCUGCCUUUCCAUGUGGGCGCGGCCCACUUCGAGUACCCGGCAUUGGACACGGCGUGCGAUAUGCUGGCCCGGCUGCUGGCCCUGGCCGCCGGGGUGCCGACCUCACGCGAGGCCCUGGUCGAGGGGUGGCUGGCGUCCGAGCCGGCCCUCGGGCUGGCCCUCGACGCGCACGUCUUCCUCGGCAUCAUGGUCGCCGAAAACCCGCACAACCCCCUGCUGACGAGCCGGCUCUUUGUCGAGGGCUACCUGGCCCUGGCCGAGGCUUGGCCCGACCUGCAGGCGGCCCUGGCCCCGCUGGACACCAUGGUCAAUGCCUCCCCGUCGGCCGGGCCCGGCGGCCAUCCGCCCUCCCUGGCGGCGGUGGACCCGGCACAGAUUGCCCUCUGGCUGCCGAGGCUGCUGACGGCCGAGGCCCGUGCCGGCAUGGCCCAGCAUGUGGCGCGCUUCCAUGGCGAGGCGCAAGACCGCCACCGGGUGGCCCUGCUGAUGGCCGAGCGCCACCCGGAGGUGGGGUACGGCCCGGUGUCGCAGGCCCUUCGCCGGGGGCGACACCCCCCGCGGGAGGUCCUCCUCCUGCUUCGGGACGCCGACUUCCGGGGUGCCUUCGACCGGCUGAACUUGGGCCCGGGGCCGGGGGACGCGGGCGCCGGGCCGCCGGCCGAGGCCCUGGCCACCCCCCCGGCGGAUGCCCCGCCGGCCGGGCCCUUCACCUCGACCCCGACCAGCCGGCCGACCAGCCCGGAGGAGGUGGCCAUGAUCCUGGCCCACCCGUCGGGCGAUGGCCGGCUCAACUGGCUGGCCCUGACCCCGGACUCGGCGGCCAAGCUGUACCUGGCGCUGGCCCCGUCGCGCGCGUGGGACGCGCGUCUGGGCCCCAUCUACAGUGUCCCGGGGCUGGAGCACAUCGACGGCCGGUGGCGCCCCCACCGGCACUUCAUCCUGCGCCAUGCGCUCAUCAGCGGCGCGCGGCGGAUGGAAUACACGGCCCGCGUGGCGCCCAUCCUCCAAACCAUCACCCGGGCAAGCAUCAACCCCUUCCUCAGCAUGGAGGCGGCCAUGUCCCUGGCCGGGCAUCUGGCCGUCCUGGUGGAGCCCCAGGACGCGGACAUCUUCAGCGCCACGUUCAUCCUCUUCGCGCCGCUCACCACCACCGAGGCGCAAUUGCUGCACCUGGCCGGGUGGAUCGCCGCCAGUGCCGGCCUGCGCAUGUCGCCGGAGCAAAUUGCCGAGCGCAUUCUCCUCGCCCUGGGCAAUGAGUCGCGGGCCGCCUUCGAGGCGCUGGUCGGCCUGAAUCUGGCCGGGCCGCCGCCGGCGCCGCCGGCGCUGCCAUCGUCGGCCACGGCCACGGCCACGGCCAGCUCCCCCCUGCAGGGGCUUCUCCUGGGCAGCAUGCCGCCCCCCCGGCGGGAUGCCGCGCUGCUGGCCCACUUCCGCGACCUGUACGAGUACUCCCCCUGCAAGGGGGUGUUCGGGGUGCUGGAGGAGGUGAUCCUUGGUCUCGGCCCCGAGCACGACCCGCUACCCAUGCAGAAGCGCUUCCACGAGGGGACCUCGCUCGAGGGCCGAUCGCAGCAGCAGCAGCAGCACCACCACCACCACCACCACCGCCCGGGGUACCAUGCCGCCGGGGGCCACGGCCAUAGCCGGGUCCGCUUCCGGGCAAACGCCCGCCGGCACUCGAGCCCGGUCAGCCCGACGGCCGGCGCGGGGCCGCACGCCGUGCCCAUGGCCGGGGACGACCCCACCGCCGGCGGCCUGGGGCCGAUGUCCAGCGAGGGGUUCGACCCGAUGCCGGAUGGUGGGGGCCCCUUCGCGGCGGCCUCGAGCGAUUGGCCGUCCCCGGACUCGCCGCCCGCCGCCAGCCCGCCGGUGGGCGGGCCCGCCACCACCACGACGCCGGACGGGGACAUGUGCCUGGAGGAGGGGCCUUCGGCCGAUGCCCCGCGGCCCCGGCCCGGGCCCACCCCCGGCGGGCAGAUGCCCCCCUCGUCCAUGCCCGGGGCCGGCCCGGCGCGCGGGGAUCCCAGCCCGCACCCCUCGGGCGGGCGGUUUCUGGUCCGGCGCCGGACCUCCUUCCAUGGGAAUGUGUGGAUGAAGUUCAAUUCCGGGGCCGAUGUGUCGGUCAUCCCGUACUGGAUGGUGGCCCGGUUUGGGCUGCAGCUGGAGCGCCAGCUGACACGCUUCCGCGGCCUGGACGGCCGCAUGUCCAAUGCCACGCAUGUGUGCGCCUUCGCGGUGUACCGGCCAUCCGGGGCCAGCCGCACGGUCCGGGCCCUGGUGCUGGAUGUGGCACACGACCGCACGGUCCGGGCCCUGGUGCUGGAUGUGGCACACGAGUAUAUCAUGCUCGAGGCGGAGGUUUUCGCGGAUUUGGUCCCCGGGCUGGUGGACCUGCUGGCCUCGGCCGAUGAGCCGCCCAAGGAGGGCACGGCCACGCUGGAGCCACGCGGCCAGGACCUCCUGCCGCGCGGGCGCAACGACGCGCUGGACUACGAGUUCGACAUUGCCCCGCGGAUGGAACGCCUGCGGCCGCUGACCGGGGCCCACAUGCGGGACCCCUCGUGGGAGCCGCUGCUGGAGGCCUUCCGCCAGCGGCCGGCGUAUCCGGUCUUCCGCCACACGACGCCCUUUGUCAUCCCGCCGCUGCUGGAGGCCUUCCGCCAGCGGCCGGCGUAUCCGGUCUUCCGCCACACGACGCCCUUUGUCAUCCCGGUGGACUCGGCCAAGGAGCGCGACCUGCCGGAGCACAUCCCGGUGCCGGUGAUGCACUGGCCCAAGGUGGAGGCCUGGCUGCAGGAGGUCCUGGCAGCCGGGGUCAUCGAGCCGACCGUGGCCGACCCCCAUGCGGCCUCGCUGAUCAUGGUGAGCACGGCCCGUGGCCAGGUCCAGCCAUGCAUGGACCUUCGUGCUUUGAAUGCCGUGGUGCCGAGCCCGAAUCGCAUGUCGCUGGCCGUGGGCCAUACGCCGCUGCAGCGGGCGGCCAGCGGCCGGAUCUUCACCACCCUGCGGCUGGCCCAUGGGGUCCACCAUGUGCCGGUGGAUGAGGCAUCGCGGCAGUUGCUGGUCUUCCAAUUCCAGGGCCGGUACUAUCGGUACCGGCGCCUGCCGGCCGGCUUGACGCACUCGGCCUUCGUGCUGGCCACCGAGCUGGGCAAGAUCCUCCAGCCUUGCGAGGGGUUCUGCUCCUUCUUCAUGGAGGACAUCGUGGUGUUUUCCGCCUCGGAGGCCGACCAUGUCCAGCAUGUGCACCAGGUCCUGUCCCGGCUGAAUGCCCACCAUGCGGAGCUGGCCCUCGGCCAGUGCCACUUCGGCCUGGCCCAGGUGGAGUACCUGGGCUUCGUCAUGGGGCAGGGCAAGAUCGACCUGACCGAGCAGCGGGUGCAGCAGGCCCGGGCAUUGGUCUUCCCCGGGUGCCUGGCGGAGCUCCGGCGCUUCCUCGGCCAUGCCUCCUUCCUGGUGGCCUGGCUGCCGGAGUAUGCGCGCCUGGCCCAGCCGCUGUACCAGCUGCUCCGGGGGAAUUCCACCGGCAAGCUCCGGGCCACGGCCCAAGCCACGCAGGCCUUCCGCGCGGUGAGGGACCUGAUUGCCGACGCGUGUGCCAUCCACGCGCCGGCCAUCGACCAGCCGUACUACAUCUAUUCCGAUGCGUCGGGCGAUUGUGUCGGGGCCGUGCUGCUGCAGUAUCGCCCGGUGCCGGGGACCGACCGGCUGGAGCGCUUCCCGAUCGAAUUCUUUUCCAAGGCCCUGCCGCCGGCGCACCGGGCCUACCCGGUGCACGAGAAGGAAAUGCUCGGCAUCAUCAUGGCCCUGGAGCACUGGGCGCCGCAUGUGCAAAAUGGCCUGCCCAUCACCAUCUUCACCGAUAACAUGGCCAUCUCCACCUGGCGCCGGGAGCAGUACAUUUGCCUGCGCAAGGCCCGGUGGAUUGCCCGGCUGGAGGAGUUCCCCCUGGCCAAGAUUGUCUUCGUCCCGGGCCAGGACAACCCGGCGGCCGACUAUCUGUCGCGCAUUCCCCGGUGGAUUUGCUUCACCCGGCAGGUGGACGGGUCGCUGGCGGCCACGCUGGAUGAGACAACUCGUGGCCGGCGCACCGGCGGCCAGAUCGUCGGUGUGCCGCUGGGGGACCACCAUUUCGCCGGGCCCGGGGAUGCUGGUGCCGGGGAGACGGUCCUCCCGGCCACCGGGCUCGGCAUGCCGGCCACCGUGCACUCGAACUUGACACCGGACGACCGGCUGUACAUCCCGGGGCUCGGCAGUGCCGAGGUGUGUGCCUCGCCGCACGGGCCCCCCCUCGGCACGACCCACAUGGAUGUCGACCCGAGCUCCGAGGCCGCGCCCUGCCCCGGCCCGCGUGGCGGUGUCAAUCACGGGCAGCAGUCGCAGCCGCAGUCGCAGUCGCAGCCGCAGUCGCCGUCGCCGCCGCAGUCGCAGUCGGAGCCGCAGUCGCAGUCGCAGGCGGCGUCGCAGUCGCAGCCGCAGUCGCAGUCGCAGCCGCAGUCGCAGUCGCAGCCGCAGCCGCAACAACAACAACAACAACAACAACAGCAGCAGCAGCAGCAGCAGCAGCAGCAGCAGCAGCAGCAGCAGCAGCAGCAGCAGCAGCAGCAGCAGCCGCAACAGCGGCCUGGCGGCGUCCCCCGGGUUUUCGCCUCGCCGGUCUCCCAAAAGCCCCCGCCUCCGGGAUCAUCCCGCUCAAAGAGCCCGCCGCUUGAUGCCAAGAGCCCCGCCAGCCCGCCGAGCGGCAAACUGGAUCUAAACACUCUCAUCCGCCAGGCGCAGAGGGACAUCCCGGAUGCACAGCGCUCCCGCGGCCACAUGGUCGAUGGGUUCCUGCUGGAGGACGACCGACUUGUCAUUCCGCCAGCCUGGACCGAGAGGCUGGUGCGCUUCCUGCACCACGAUGCUCACAUGGACCAUCCCAGCAUCGCGGUCAUGCUACGCAUCAUGCGCGGGUUCUUCAUCGUGGGGGGCUUUAAGCCGAUCGUGCGCCAAGUCACCAGCGAGUGUGGCCAUUGUGCCGCGCGCCAGGCCUCGCCCGGGGCCCGACAGGGCCCCACCCGGACGCCGGACAAUCCGAUGCAUGCCCUGGCCAUCGGGCUGCAUCGGCUGUCCCGUGUGCCCGAGCCCUCGGGCCACGGGCAGAACCACCUGAUCGUGUUCGACAUCCUCUCGUUGUUCAUCAUCGCCGUGCCGGUGCCGGACGCUCCCACCCUCGGUGACAUCCGCAAGGCCCUCAUGAGCCAUGUGUUCCACCGUUUCAAGCCGGCAUCCAUCAAGACCGCCGGCCAGGAGGUCUUCUCGUCCGGGCGCUUCACCGCCUUCCUGGCCGGGCGCAAUGUGGUCCAUGAGCUGGUCCCCGCGCAGCAGACCGGCUCAAACAUCAUCGUCACUCGGGCGGUUCCCAUCAUCCGCGAUUGCAUCAACCACCCGACCAUCAACCGGCUGAACUUGGCCGACAAGGACCUGGUGCAGGAGGCCAUUGGCUUCCACAACUCCCAGGUCGGGCGUCUUGGCUUCUCUCCCAAGGCCAUUGUCUUCGGGGUGUGA